GCCUGGCCAAGUUUAGCCUUGGCCCAGUGGCCACUGCUGGCAGGUAAACUCGGCAUGGCUGGUGCAUUCGGGUGGGCACAGUUCGAUUCUCAAAAGAGUCUGAGUCUAAGUAAAGACUCAUCAUGAUCUUCAAGAAUCAUGUAACUAAAUUUAAACCCAGGACUUCGGCUCACAGCCGUUCACUUGAAUUCGGGCUAUGUCCAUCACAACCUGCCAAGUUAUCUCGCGUCGGGCCGUAUCGGCACUGCAUCCUUCACAUGGUCGCCUCGGUGUAGAGCGGUCUUCCUUCAACGUUCACCUGCGUGCGGUUUUCUGACCCCGCUGCAGCGAACAGAAGGGACCACAUAGUAUACCGUCAUACUCGUACUCGUUCAUGCUGGACCGUCAUGAUCAAUCAUCCAUACGGCGCUGCGUCGAGUUACAUGUACGCCAAUGUGGACAAUAGUUAUAGCCAAUCUUAUGUGUCGCCUCCCCCAGAUCACCUCUACAGCUUCGUACCGAGGUUUUCAGUCGAUUCCAUGCCAUGGUACGGAGCCACUGAGUACUCACCUACUUCAAAUAGAAAUUAUAACCGAGAUUCUCUACCAUUUCGAUGGACAGUUCGGGAACGUGCUUGUCAGUUGUUUAAAGGAAUGCAGUCGAAAGUGAGGAUUAGAUGGCGGCCGCUUCAUUUACGAUCCCUGUUUUUACGCCCUUGUCACUAUGACGUCCGUGAUGACCCAGAUAUCUAUUUCUAGUUAUUUAACGAUGCUCUCGAACUUCUAGGCUGAACUGUCACAGUAUCUGCAAUAUGUAAUUUUAUGAUGACCUUGGAGCGGUGUCCACCUGUAUGCGUCUCAUGUGGUCCCCUCGUGCUAGGGCGCAAACGUGAAACCCAUUACACUACUGCGCCUUCUGGAGGCCGACUACCUUUUGGAACGUCUCUGCUCCAUCUCUUACAACAUGCUGCCGAGUUCCCACUCCACAAUAUAAUACGCUACACAUCUCAGGUAAAAUUGAACUGCGUUAUGACCGUCGUGCGAUGUAGGUGUUAGCCAC
This is a messenger RNA of Suillus fuscotomentosus, 1038 nucleotides long. RefSeq lists its product as uncharacterized. Bases 387 to 737 code for a protein of 116 amino acids. NCBI's taxonomy places the organism in Eukaryota, Fungi, Basidiomycota, Agaricomycetes, Boletales, Suillaceae. The transcript has 5 exons. The record is from RefSeq and is a predicted model, not a curated record.